Molecule: messenger RNA, 6515 nt
Organism: Archocentrus centrarchus (flier cichlid)
Lineage: Eukaryota; Metazoa; Chordata; Actinopteri; Cichliformes; Cichlidae
Product: unconventional myosin-VIIa-like
Exons: 49
Coding region: 1-6429 (2142 amino acids)
Cellular component (GO): myosin complex; cytoskeleton
Molecular function (GO): cytoskeletal motor activity; ATP binding; protein binding
Source: RefSeq, a predicted model, not a curated record
AUGUUGAGAAAGGGGGAGUGGGUCUGGGUGGACUCAGACAUAGGGGUGCCCAUUGGAGCUAGGGUCAAAGUAACUCCUUCAGGUCAGCGGUUACUGGUGGACGAUGAGGGAAAGGAGCAGAGUUUGUCACCGGAGCAGGAAGCCUCCCUCAAGAUCAUGCACCCUACAUCAGUGGAGGGGGUGGACGACAUGAUCAAACUUGGGGACAUGACAGAAGCCGGCCUCCUCAGGAACCUGCUGCUCAGACACAAAAAAGGCAUCAUCUAUACCUACACAGGCUCAGUGCUGGUGGCCGUGAAUCCAUACAAAGAUUUUCCAAUUUACUCUGAUGAGCAGGUGAGGUUAUACCAUGGGCAGAAACUUGGAGAGCUCCCGCCACACAUCUUUGCCAUCGCCGAGGCCUGCUACUUUAACAUGACUCGCCAUCUCAGAAACCAGUGCUGCAUCAUCAGCGGGGAGUCUGGAGCAGGGAAGACGGAGAGCAGUAAACUAAUCCUGCAGUACCUGGCAGCAGUCAGCGGUGAGCUCUCUCAGCAGCAGAUUGAAAAGCAGAUUCUGGAGUCCAACCCGAUUCUAGAAGCGUUUGGAAAUGCCAAAACAGUCCGCAAUGACAACUCCAGUCGCUUUGGGAAAUAUUUGGAAAUCUUCUUUAACGUGGAUGGAAUGAUUGAAGGCGCGCGAGUGGAGCAGUAUCUUCUAGAAAAGUCUCGUGUUUGUCAUCAGGCUCUGGAGGAGCGAAAUUACCACAUAUUUUAUUGCCUGCUGGCAGGAAUCACAGCAGAGGAGAAAAAAACCCUGAGCCUCGGGAAUGCUAAGGAAUAUAAAUUCCUUACCAAGGGCAACUGCAUCACCUGCGGGGGACGAGACGAUGCUAAAAGCUACAGCCGUAUUUGUUCUGCCCUAAAAACCCUGACUUUCACAGGAAACCAGUGUCAGGAAAUCUUCAAGCUCCUGGCAGCCAUACUGCACCUGGGAAAUGUCUGCUUUGAGGCCACCACUCAAAAUAACCUGGAAAGCAGUGGCGUCAGCAAAUCACAACAUUUCAGCGUGGCGGCAUCACUACUGGAGGUGGAGAAGCCCAUCCUGGAGACCAAUCUGACCCAUCGAACCUUUAGGACCACCCGAGAAAGGGUGACCAAACCCCUCAGCUGUGAGCAGGCUGCAGACUGCAGAGACGCCUUUGUCAAGGCCAUCUACAAUAAGCUGUUCAUAUGGAUUGUUGGGAAAAUCAACAGUGUCAUCUAUAAGAAGCUGACCAGCAACUCCAAAUCGUCCUACCUGUCCAUCGGCCUGCUUGACAUCUUUGGCUUUGAGAACUUCAAUACAAACAGUUUUGAGCAGCUUUGCAUUAAUUUUGCCAAUGAGAAGCUGCAGCAGUUCUUUGUGGGCCACAUCUUCAAGCUUGAGCAGAAGGAGUACCUGAAACAGGGCGUCGUGUGGGAUAACAUCAACUUUAGUGACAAUCAGAGCGUCCUCGACCUUCUGGCUGGAAUUCCCUGUAACGUGUUGGCUCUCAUUGAUGAAGAGAGCCAUUUUCCAAAGGGUACAGAUGCUACCAUGCUAAAGAAGAUGAACCAGCAGUACAAAGACAACGAAAACUACAUUGGUGCCAGGAGUGAUCAUGGCACACACUUUGGGAUCCGUCACUUUGCUGGCCUGGUUCACUAUGACUCCAGUGGUUUCUUGGAAAAGAACAGAGAUGCUGUCAGUUCUGACAUCAUCAAGAUGGUUGACGUGUCCACCAAUAAGCUACUGCGUCAGAUAUUUGAAGCAGAGCUUUCGACCAAUGGGAUUAAGGCUGCUGUAAAUAAGAAGUUCAUCAUGACCCCCAGCAACUCUCUGCGGGGACAUGCUGACGUUCGUAAACAAGUCCCGACGCUGAGCGGUCAGUUCCGUCAGUCUCUGGACUCCCUGAUGAAGGCUCUGUCUGGCUGUCAGCCUUUCUUCAUCCGCUGCUUCAAACCCAACAAUGACAAGCAGUUUGAGGUGUUUGACAGAGAGCUGUGUAUGCGUCAGCUGAGAUACUCCGGCAUGAUGGACACAAUCCGUAUCCGGAAGCUGGGAUUUCCCAUUCGACACACCUUUGCCGAUUUCUUAAAGCGCUACAGGGUGCUGCUGAAGACGACCGUCUGUGACCCCAAAACUGCGUCUGCUGCAGCCUGUUGUAAAGCCAUCUGCGAGGAAGUGAUCGGAGGAGAGGGUGAAUGGAAAACAGGCAAUACCAAAAUUUUCCUGAAGGAUUCCCAUGAUGCUGUCCUGGAGCGGCUGAGGGAACUAGAGCUCAGCAGAGUAGCUGUGGUGAUCCAGAGAGUCAUGCUGGGACACAGAGACAGAAAGUCUUUUCUGAGGAAGCGGAGGGCAGCUGUGGUGCUGCAGAGGUGUUGGAGAUCCUACAGAAAUAGAAAGGUUCAGCGCGGCUUUGAUCGGCUGGCAUCAAAGAUCCGAAGCCGGAAGCUUCAGUUAAAGUACCAAAAGCAGCGGAACGCAGCAGUCCUCAUACAGGCGCAGGUACGAGGCUACACGGCGAGGAAGGACUGGAAGAAGAAGAGAGAGGCAGUCAUACGGCUGCAGGCUCACACACGAGGAGUACUGGCCAGGAGAGAAGUUCAGUCCAUGAGGGACGUGGCCUUAGUUUUAGAGAUGGACAGUCCGAACGAUGACCUGGAUGCCUUGGUGCUUAAAGAGCGGCUAGAAGAAGUCAUCUGGUCGCAGCGGGAGGAUGUCGAGUCAGUCUCGGAUCAGGGAUCAGACGACAACACGUAUGAGCUUCACGCCACACCUCCAGUCAUAGUAGUAAAAGAAGAAACAUCCGAAUCUGAGAGUCGGAGCAGUCCAGAACCUGUUGUGGAAAAAUCUAAGAUCACGAAGCCAGAGUUGAUCAUCACACCGCCGUCAAAGUCAGCAACCCCGACCCCUUCGGUGGAAAAAGAGGAGGAGGAGGAGGAGGACGAUGACUAUGAUGACGACAGUGACGAGUUUUCAUUCUACAAGUUCAGCCAGCGUCACUUCCAGGACAAUGCUAACCACACACACAUCACCUACAGGCUCAAGAAGUCUCUCCUGCAUCACGACGAUGAGGGUGAUGCACUGGCAUGUCUGACUAUAUGGUGGAUCAUUAUGCGUUUCAUGGGGGAUAUACCAGAACCCAAAUCUUCAGAUUCAGUAUCUGUGGCAUCAAGCAUCUCAUCCCAUCCUCUGCCCAGCAGGCAGGGCAGGAGGCUGAGCAACUUGGUGGGAUUGGACGAGAAAAUACUGAGGAAGAACAAGAAAAAGUUUGGAAACAGAAAAGCCUCUGCUAUCCCUGAGGAGCCAGAAAACUUGACAGAAGACGAGGAUGUUAUGAUCGGAGAGGGUCCCACGCUGCACAGGCCGCUUUCAGACCUGGAGAAACUUCACAUCAUCAUCGGCUACGCUCUGUCCAAACGAGACAUAUGGGAUGAGAUCUACUGUCAGAUCUGUAAGCAGCUGGUGAAAAAUGGGAACAGGAGGAGUCGCAUGCAAGGCUGGACUCUCCUCUCCAUCUGCCUGGGGAUUUUUCCCCCUACAGACUUCUUCAAGAAGUAUCUGCAGAAUUUUCUCCGCAGGGGGCCGAAUGGUUACAGGGAGUAUUGUACUAAGCGCCUGCAUCGUAUUUUAGCCAAUGGAGCAAGAACAGAGUUGCCUUGCUGGAUAGAGCUACAGGCUGCCAAGUCCAAGAAGCCCAUAGAUAAGACUGUGACAAUACCGGAUGGUCGAAUGAUCAGUAUCCAUCUGGAAUCAGCCUCCACAUCUGCUGAAGUCUGCCAAGACGUGGCCAAUGACAUUGGUCUUAAAGACACCUACGGAUUCUCCCUGUACAUUAGCCUCUAUGAGAAGAUAUGGUCUCUGGGCAGCUCUGGGAUGCACGUGCUGGAUGCAGUGUCUCAGUGCGAGCAGGAGAUGAGGAGGCAGGGCAAAGUGGAGAAGGACACCCCAUGGUCGCUGUCCCUCCGUAAGGAACUGUUCACGCCCUGGCACAGCUGUUCACUAGAUGAAACCAGCACAGAGCUCAUCUACAGGCAGGUCAUCAAGGACAUCAAGUCAGGAGAAUACAGCGAAGGGAAGGAGGAUGAUUAUAUCCAGCUGGCAGCAAUGCACUAUUACAUCAAGUUUGGCUCGGACUACAGCAUCGAGAACGUCCACAGGGUGGUUGAUGAGUUCAUCCCCACCCAGCUUAUUGAGAGCAAAUCUAAAACAAAGUGGACCCAGUUCAUCAGCUCUGCUCACAAAGAGGGUCCUUACAUCAGUGGAAAGAAAAACUCGGAUGAGGUAAAAGGAGAGCUGGUGGACAGCGCAUGCAAGAAAUGGGCGCUCCAGUUUUCCAAGUUUUAUGAAGUCACAAUGAUGUCAGGACCUCCUUUGCCCAAAAGCAGAUUCUUUGUGGCUGUAAACUGGAGUGGCGUCUUCUUCAUGGAAGGAAGAGAUAAGCAACUUCUUGAUAUUCCUUACAUAGAGAUAAAGAAAGUCCAGGAGAAGAGUGACAGCACCCAGUCCAUUAGCUUGAUCACAGUCAGAGGAGAGUAUGUCCUGAAGUCUGCGGAAGCUGCGGAGAUGGGAGCACUGAUAGAAAAAAAUGUGGAAGGGCUGAGGCAGCGCUCGAUGUUUGCGAUAGCUCAGCAGGACUUCAGUAAACCAGAUGACCCCACUUUCCUGGUUUGUAAACGAGGUGACCUGGUGCAGGUAGACAAGGAUAGCGAUUCAUCUUAUGAGAUCUAUUUCAGAGCCAUCAACAAGCGCACCGAAAGCAGGGGUGCAGUCGAUAAGAAAAUAUUGCAGUUCCUGCCAACUCUUACUGAGCCCACUAAAGAAAUGCUGGAACAACUCAAUCCAAAACAGGAAAAGAGGAGAGCUUCACUCAAUGUUACCACCAUUCAAACAGAAGAAACCGUGGCCCCUGUUUCCUUAAAAGAGUUUGCACUUGAGAACUUCAGGGCUGUGGGUAAGGAUGCUGGUCGGCAUGGUGCCAAAGGAGCCAGCAGGGAGAAACUGUGGGUAAUUUCCAGAGAGCCUAUCAAACAGCCGCUCCUGCAGAACCUGGUCAAUAACUCUGAGCUCAGCAGCCUGGCCUGCAGUGCCUUCACUGCCAUCCUGAAGUACAUGGGCGACUACCCCCUCAAACAUGUUCGCAGUCCUGUAGAGCUGACCAACCAGAUCUUUGGUCCAGCCACAAAGCAUGAAGAACUGCGGGAUGAAAUUUACUGCCAGAUUAUGAGACAGAUGACCAGCAACAGCAACAGUUUGAGCAUGGAGCGUGGGUGGCAGCUGAUGUGGCUGUGUUCAGGCUUGUUCCCACCCAGUCCAAAUUUGGUGAGACACACUCAGCGCUUCCUGGAGUCGCGGUUCAGAUACCCACUGGCUACUGGCUGCCUGCACAGGCUGCAGGAGAUGCGCAGUAAAAAUCCCAGGAAUCUUCCUCCCCAUCUAAUAGAAGUGGACGCCAUCCAACAGAACAGCCCCAAGAUCUUCCAGAAAAUCCACUUCCCAAAUGAUACAACUGAUAUAGUCGAGGUGACAUCGACAACCACGAUUGGAGAGCUGUGCUCCAGCAUAGCCAAUCAGCUCAUCCUGAAUUCACCCGAAGGAUACGGCCUAUACCUGAAAACACAAACCAAGACGGUGAGCAUGGAAGAGGAAAAAUAUUUCUUUGACAGUCUACGGCUAACCUCAGAGCCCCCCAAAAAGGGAAAAAAAGUAAAAGAAGUCAAUCAGGCAAAUGUACCGUUCUUGGUGAUCUAUAAGAGGAAGCUCUGGUUCAACGUGAACCCGGGGAAAGAUGAGAAAGCAGACCUCACCUUCCAUUUCCCACAGGAAAUGUCCAAGUACCUGCGGGGAUACCACAACUGCACCAAAGAAGACAUGUUUAGCCUGGGUGGGCUUCUGUUCAGGGUUAAAGUUGACUCAGACAGGUCGCAGUUUGUCAUGAUUCCCAAAAUGCUGAAGGACCUGGUUCCUGCUGACCAGCAAAAAAUCAUGUCCGGUGAAGACUGGAAGAAGCACAUCAUCUCCUCGUACAAGAAGCAGAGCGGCAUCACAGUCCAAGAGGCCAAAAUUGCCUUCCUGAAAACCAUUUCAAGUUGGCCGACCUUUGGCUGCACCUUCUUUGAAGUUAAACAAACAUGUGAAUCUAGCUACCCGUCUAUAGUUCUGAUCAGCAUCAACAAGCAAGGUCUCAGCUUAAUAGACCUACAAACAAAGGAAACGCUGAUAAUGCACGAGUACAGCCGCAUCACAGAGUACCACAGCAAAGGCAACUCCUUCCAGAUGACCAUCGGCACCCUGGUCAGGGGCAUCAACUUUGUCUGUGAAACCCCACAGGCUCACACAAUCGAAGACCUUCUCAAAUCAUACAUCAUCAUGUAUGAAAAGCAGAGGCAGGCGCCCUUUCAACACAGGAAGAGCAUAUUUUCUUAAGGUUUCAGUGGCAAAAGCAUAGACUUAAUGUUAUUUUGAAUUAUAUGUAUUCCUGCUCAAUGUUGCUAUAUUAAUGUAUUUUUAUG